Marchantia polymorpha subsp. ruderalis is the source of this 1348-nucleotide messenger RNA. NCBI's taxonomy places the organism in Eukaryota, Viridiplantae, Streptophyta, Marchantiopsida, Marchantiales, Marchantiaceae. The record is from the annotation of a GenBank genome assembly.
AUGUCGUGGAAAGUCACGGGCUUUACGAAAGUGUUCAUUGCAUCGCUUUUUCUAGACUUUCCGGCGUACAGCUUCUCAGAGGUUCCAGGAAAAGAAGACACUGGCAGGGACUACCGAGGCUCCAGGGUCUUUAACGGUUUGGAAUGGAAUGCCAAACUCGACGGCUGUGCGCAACAUAUCUUAAUCUUCACGUUGGUCCGCGAGGGUGCAGAGUCUGUCACGGUCGUUCUUCCGAUCCGUCUCACGGAUCUGGGAAACGCCGCCCGCCUGCCAUCGCCUGCCUGCUGCCUGCCUGUCUGCCUGGGCCAGGCUCCUCUACACCUGCUCAGCUGAUUAUCCUACUUCCGGAAGAGCAAGUUCAGAACGCAUGACCCCACCGUGCAGAACCUCGAUUUAUCAUUUCUGUCCUCGGGCCGAGACAGUUCAGAGUCCCGCCUCCAAGUCUGUGCCGUGCUGGGCCAUGCCUGGCUCUGUAAGACAGGGCAAGCCUUAACGCCGACAGAAUAUUCCGGCCCUCUGUUCUCGUAGCCAGGGUGGGUAGCAGAGUUUUGGCCUAUCGUAAUAAAACCCCGUUAGCGAUCUCCGGAACUUUUUUUGGCCUAAUUUGUGGAUGUUCGCACGAGUUUUGGUGUGUGACACCUUCAGAACCUUCUUUAUGGCUACGGAACUGAAAUGAUAAACAAUUGUGAGAUCCCCAACAGAGCCAUCCCCUUGACAGCUAGAGGAGUCUGCCGAAAGACUAGAGGCUAGGUUAUACGCAUCCAAAGCAAGUCUCCCGUGCAGGUUUUUAUGAAAUUCCCGUGAGCCUACCUAGAGCUUUCCCGAUAUAUGAAACCCGCGAUUCUGCCGGUACUUCGUGUGUUGAUUGUGACUGUCAGAUGCCGCUCUUUCGGACCAUCCGAGUAGAAAUCUCUCAUCGGCAGUCUAACAACUACGACAGGGGUCUCUCCGCCUCCGAGGAGGAUUGUGAACAGCGAGGAGCACCCGGUCUUCGUUGGAUCCAUUUUACCCUUCGAGGAAAAUAGUACGCAAGGUUUUGACUUCCAUCCGGGACUCAGAUUCUCCGAUCGAGUAACAGAGCAAAAAGUAUGGGAAGAUUUCAUCGACAGACUCAGGUCGCUAAGUUGGGAGUGGAUGGCGAUGGGCGGGCCCUGGGUAGAAAAAUUGGCCUCAUCCAUCCACGGUAAUCUCAUCACCUAAUUAUCACAAUUUUCAGCUGGCACACGAUGAGAAGAUCGUUCGGUUUAUCAUUUCUCUGGCAAGCACUCAAGAGAGUACGGCUUUGUGCUCUGCAUUGAAGUGCGCCAUGACCAAAGUCUCCGAUCCUCGCUACUCGCCCGCCCGCCCG